Messenger RNA from Phaeodactylum tricornutum CCAP 1055/1, 2769 nucleotides. RefSeq lists its product with no specific name. The coding region runs from base 1118 to 2728 and encodes 536 amino acids. The record is from RefSeq and is a predicted model, not a curated record. NCBI's taxonomy places the organism in Eukaryota, Bacillariophyta, Bacillariophyceae, Surirellales, Neidiaceae. The transcript is spliced from 5 exons.
CUUUUUUGGACUUCAUGUGGCCGUGUGCGGACGGCGCACUCUACGACUUCCACUGCAGCGCGGGGAACUUCCAAUUCUGUGGAAGCCAUUCAUAGGCAUGGUCUUCUCAAGUAGUCUAUGCGCGUUUAUUCUUGGGCUUGCGAAAGAAGUUGCGGACAAAAUGGGCAUCGGCCUUUGCCCCUGCAAUGCCGAUACCAAAGAUAUACUGGCAAACUUCUACGGUAUAGUUUGUGGGGCGGCUGGCCUCUCCUUUGUCAUGGUGGUAGCGCAAUUAACCUGCUCCCAUCUACCAAGAGGAGUUACAGAAGAAUCGGUAUCGGAUACUAUUUGUGAGCACGAGGAUGGGCGCGGUCCAGAAAUGUAAGAACUGGGGACUGUACUGGGUGCGGCCGAAAUUGUUGGAGCAGGCGAAGGAGCGCCCGUGGGAGAAACCGACGGGGCCACACUGAUUGAGGGUGAGCUUGACGGUCGUGCCGAUGGCACCUCAGAAGGAGAUUGUGACGGCGAUUCGCUUGGGGCUUCAGAAGGAGAUUGAGACGGCUGCCCAGAUGGUGAUACCGAUGGUUUCUCGGAAGGCAACGCCGAAGGAGAUGCUGAGGGUCCAACGGACGGAGUCGUCGAUGGAGCUCUCGUCGGUACAUCGCUUGGUGCCGAACUGACAGUAGGGGACGGAGAGGGUCGUUGGGAUGGUUCUGCCGUUGGAGCGAAAGAGAUAGUCGGAGCGGCGGAGGGGGACUCUGACUUUUUGCUUUUCGAUGUUUUCGAACUGCGUUUACUGCUUGAUCCCUUGCCCCCCUUUCCCCCCUUGCCCCGGCUAAAAAUAUUCACUGCGUCACCUUUGCCACUCCGCAACGAUCGCAAAGAAGAAUCCCCGUUGGGUUUCGUUUCGAGUUGCUGCAAAGCACGGUCCAUGGGCACUGUCCGCUUUCAGAGUCCGCUGAAGGGACACGUGGGCUUUAACUGUGUGUUCGAUUGGCUGCAUUGGACUUGUCAGUCGGUGCGAUUGGAAAGUAAAGUCCCAACGCUAGAAAUGGGCACGAAACGGUCGUCUCACAAAACAUUUCAAAAUUCAAAAGGAGCAAAAAUUGGCCCACAACGGUCCUAACAAUACCCGGAAAUGUGGAGAACCCGAAUUUUACUUCUGGUCGUACGACCGUCGACAGUCUGCCAUGUGGAUCGUGCCGAAGUAAGUUUUCGAGCAAUACCUCUCUUUUCAAAGGAAGAGUACUUAAUCAGAAUGCUUCGACGGCUUACAUUAGGAAACUAUCCUUUGUUUCUUUUCAUGUCGAUUCCGUUCGCCAACGCUUCCCGGACACCGCCGUACCACGGCGGGGGUUCCUCGCACACGCCACUACGGAGAAGGGGUGAAAACGACCUGUUUGCCGCUCCCACCUACGUGUCCGAGCUUCCUUUGCCGCGACCCCGACCGAACAAAGCGGACAAAGUCGUCAGGAUCGCGAUGCGCGCCGUGCUCCUGAGUCCCGUCGUUGUCCUGGUGCUCUGGAGCGGCCUUGCCGUCUUGUGGACGUCCAAACAGCAAUCACAGCAACCGCUCACCUCGUCGCGGACAACGAAACAAAGACGCAACAUGCGGCUGCCGACACGCGCACAGGUCAGUGAAAGCCUAGCGGAAGUUGUGGAGGUCGUGGGUGAUGCUCUGGGGGACGCCGCACCGCGACAAGCCAAGCGUUUGCCCGUGUACGCUCCGCUCGGGAACACUCGGGAGAUGAACGCCAUGCGACCGUCGCGCAUCGCACCGCGCCAACAAGAUUCGCUCCUGGUGGUGCAACCAGCGAACGUUAUGCCCGUUCCAAAUCGUGGGGCGGUACAGUCGCAGACACAAAACGUUGCAGCGCAAGCCGAACCGCUCCAAGCCGCGUUGUUGCAAGGGCAAACGAAUAGGGCGAGUGUGCAGGGGGCACCGUUAACGCAGGCGGCGUACCAGGGACAACAACCUUUACAGGCUAGCAUCCAGGGGCAGCAGGCAAUGCAAGCAACGGCCCAAGGAGACAGUGUUUACCAAGAGCCUCUGCCCGUGAGUGCACCCCAGAACAUGGCACCACUCGUGUCCUUGCCCGGCCCACUGGGGCGAACACAGCCGCUAGUGACUUCCACGCAGGAAUCCACGAAUUCAGCAUCCUCGGAGCAGCUGCAGGAGCAACAAUUUGAGAAAUUUGCCGACGAGCAACAGGGAGCGCCAAUGACACAACAAGAUCCGCAGGUGACUUCGUCACUACGACAACAACAAUCACGGACCGUCGUCUAUUACUAUGAUCCAGCGCAGGCUGUUUCGCAAGACGGAAAAUUCUACGUACCGCAAACGGUGUACGAUGCCAACGGCAACGCGGUACACUUGCCUUCCAUACAAGCCCAACAGAUCUAUGUGGAGCCGCCACGAAUGACCAUGACUCAAACCAACAAUUCAGCCAACAGUAGACACUCGGAUCCAGACGUUGCUCGUGUCAUGCCGCAAACGGGUUCGGUUGUAACGGAUUUGAGUGCAACAGCGGCCGCCACCGAUCAAUCGAUUGUUGUCGCCACCGUUGGUGUUCUGGCUUUGUUGUUUGGGGCCCUCAGCGCUCGUAAAUUGCGAACACGGUCGCUCCUCUCGAGUUGCUUGGAUAAUGAAGAUGAAGCAGCUUACGACACGGCCUACACACAAUCGGCCGAUGUCAACUCGUAUCACACGUUUUCGUGGAAACAGGAUUUGGAAAAGUUUGACGUAUAAUGGAUCGAUGGAAUAUUUAUAGUCUCAACAUGUUUUUGUGG